AUGCAUCCCCCAAAUGAGCCUCCUGGGCCAUCGACACCGCCCCGCACACCGACCUCGAGCUCGGCACGCCGCCCGGCCUCGACAGAGCGCCGCCGUACCGUCAGCGUCAGCGGAGAUGCUGCCUCGCCGCGCUUGCCUCUCGACCUCGCCAAUGGCGGUGGUGGUCAACAUCGCAGUGUCAGCGGCGGUAGCGUGAUAAGCAACGCACCCUCGUUCUCUGUUCGCCCCUCGGGUCGCAAAUGGCUGCCGACGCUCGACCCCGUGGACACGAACAUGGUCUUCAAUGCGUCAUCCCAGUCCCCAACGUCGACGUCCUCUCCGCGCCACGCCGAACACCAUGGAAUGCCAGAAGCUGCAUCAUUCACAACGGCUCGCUCGCCCAUCACGGGGCCUGACGAAGGCGCAACGGUUCACCGCAGACGAAUGAGUACCAGCAACCCAUCAGGCAAUAACCCAGUGUCUCGGCGCCGAUUCAGUGUUCAAGAGUCACAACGCCCAGACCCAUACCCGCGCUUGCCUGCUGCUCCAUUACCCGCCGUAUCCGCCUCCCAUGUCAAUGACGAGGCAGGCCCCUCUGGUACAUCCGGAGCAGGGGCCGCUUCGAGCUCGCGGCCAGCGUUUGGCUGGUUUUCGAACAAUCCCAACGACAAACGCUCCAAGAGCGACGACGAGCGUGAGAUGGACGACAAGGAGUGGGACAGCUCGCCUUACCAGGAGCCGCAACCGGCACGGACAGAGCGCAGGACCAAGGGGAAACGCACACAUCGGAGUGCUUGGCAUGAUACACCAUCCAUCAGCAUGACACCACCCGCCUCCGAGGGCAGCGGCGGCUUCAUGGCUAUUUCAAUGACGAGCACGGUGCCAUCGACGACAUCGACACUCGCCCCGUUGCCGCAGGACCCCUACAACCUCUUGCCUCUGAGCGCAUCGUCCACCCCACCCGUCUCGCGCCGGACGACACCCUUACCCUCCCCACAGGCGUCCAUGGGCGACCUCGCGGGCGACUAUGUCUCUGUCGCAAGCGUGCCCGCUGGGAACACCAGUGGAGGCGGCACGUCGUCCCCGCGCACCUCCAUGUCCACCUCGUCGUCCCACUUUGGCUGGGGCGCUCCGCGGUCCUUCUCCGAGUCGUCGACCGGUGAAGACGACGACGGCUCGCCGACAAACUCGUCGUCCUGGUGGUGGCGUUCCCACCCUCGCCCUCCUCCCAUAGUCCUCCCUCGACCGACCCCGAUCCGAUCAGCUGGUUCGCGCGUGCUGAGCGUUCGCCGCUGGGCAUGGCUUCUUGGGCCUAUGCGCGGCGUGAUCGAGGCAAGGUCCUCCACCCCAGAGCCACCACGUUAUUUCUCCCGCCGGAGACGCGGGGUGGCUGCUGAAAAGCUCAUCUCGACUCGCAGGCGCCGCCAUCCCGAGACCAUCUGUGGCUCUGAGCGUUUGGGAACUGCCAGCGCGUACGUCAAGACCAAGCCUUGGACAGUGACGUUUAGUGUUGCGUGCUUUGCCAUGCUUGUGUUGUUGACGACGUUGACCAUCAAGCACAUUCUCAACCCGGACAAGGAGGCGCUCCCCUGGCGACAGUACUGUACUGCCGAGCAGCCGACUCUGUACUCGCUCCAACCGUCGGUUUCAGACGGCCUCACCUCAUCUCUGCCCUACGACAUGACACUCUCGCCCAUCACCCCCGAUCAUCGCCUGUGGCCCUACCCCGGCCAACCCACGACGCCUUACUCUAGUGACAUGGCGGCGACCUACCUGGAUGAGCAGGAGCCCGUGUCCAUCCUCGUCGGCGUGUUCACGGUCGACCAAGGUGUGGACCGGCGCAACCUGAUCCGUCAGAGCUAUGCCUCUCACUGGCGGUCCCGGAAGCCCGGUACCGAGGGCGUGCGAGUCCGUUUCGUCAUGGGCCGCCCGCGACCCAAGUAUGCCCGAGCUGUUGCCCUCGAGGUGGAAGCGUUCAACGACAUUAUCCUCCUGGACAUUCCCGAGAACAUGAACUCUGGCAAGACACACGCCUUCUUUUCAUGGGCAGCUGCCAACGCCACUGUCCCCGAUUGGGAGUACCCGUCGCACCCGCGCAGCCGCGAGAGCGAGGCCGAGUUCAAGGAGAUGGCCCUGCAGAGCGGGUCCGAGCCCUCGCCGACAUACCGCGGCGAGCGCAAGCCCGACUAUGUGGUCAAGGCCGACGACGACUCGUUCAUCAUGCUCGGCGAGCUCGAGCGCAAGCUCCGCGCUGCACCAAGGACAAAGGCGUACUGGGGAUACCUGGUGCGCAACCUGUUCAUGGCUGGCGAGUGCUACGCCCUGUCCCGCGACCUCGUCGACUACGUCGCCCACUCGGCCUACCUCCUCGGCAUGACCAAGGGCAAGGAGGACAAGCUCGUGUCCAAGUGGAUGCGCCACCACCCGGAACGCGAGGACAUUACGUGGGUCACGGAGCGGUGCUGGAUCUACGACCACCCACGCGCCGGCACCGUCUACGCGCACGGUUUCCUGUUCCCAAACGAGGUCACAAAGGUCCGCGCCGAGCAGCAUGUCGGUCUGCCGCCCGCCAUCGCUCGCCAGCGCGGCGGCGAAGACAAGGCAGACGCAUACUCCACCGUGUCCAAGUUUAGCAGCCGGUACAGCGCGCCCGCCCGCGGGCUGUCGACGUUUGAGCAGGUCGAGGCCCUCGUGGAGGGCAGCGGCCUCAGCCAGCUGCGCGACGACCGGUCCCGCCGUUCGCGCCAGAGCCUGCGUGAGCGCAUCAACCAGCUCGUGGCUACCCGCCCCACCCGCUCGGAGCGGUUCAACGACGACCUGCACGAGCGCGGAGGCACAGUCGUCGUGCACUAUAUCAAGCGCGACGACUGGUACGUCGAGACCAUGGCUGCACUCCUCGGCGCCGCGGGCGACCGCGAGCAGAGGGUGGAGAUGCACUGA
Messenger RNA from Apiotrichum porosum, 2919 nucleotides. RefSeq lists its product as uncharacterized. NCBI's taxonomy places the organism in Eukaryota, Fungi, Basidiomycota, Tremellomycetes, Trichosporonales, Trichosporonaceae. Gene Ontology annotation, molecular function: hexosyltransferase activity. The record is from RefSeq and is a predicted model, not a curated record. The transcript has 2 exons. The coding region runs from base 1 to 2919 and encodes 972 amino acids. Gene Ontology annotation, cellular component: membrane.